GAGAGGAGCAGAAACGGGAUGCGAUAGUUUAUAUCUAUUCUACAGACACGUCCUUUCUAUUAUUUGGAAUCAAUUUGAUCUGGUGCACAACAGCAGCAUGUCUUUCUGUCGUUUUUUUGGCGGAGAGACCUACAAGGAUCAUUUUAAACCAGGUAUGUACGUGUGCUCUAACUGUAACCAUCCGCUGUUCUCAAGUCGGUCCAAGUUCGCCCACUCAUCCCCAUGGCCCGCUUUCACCGAGACCAUCAGAGAGGACAGCGUGACCAAACUGAUGGAGAGCCUCACAGCUUUCAAGGUUCUGUGUGGCAAGUGCGGCAACGGGCUGGGUCACGAGUUUGUAAACGACGGCCCGCAGGAGGGGCUGUCCCGAUUUUGAAUAUUCAGCCACUCUCUCAAGUUUGUCCCGAACAAAGGCAAGGACAAGCACUAAAGAGCGAGUUUUCUGGCUGUUGCACCCGUCCUGUAUGAGCAUGUGAUGCGGCCAGGAUAAAGUCCCGAGAAGGACAUCCUGUCUGCUGAAGUAUCUCAGACCAGCCAGUGACAUGCGGCAUGGAUGAAACACGUGCACAUCUUUUUUUUUUUUUUUAAAGCUACUGCUUUCGUACUUAAAUAACUCAUAU
This is a messenger RNA of Hippocampus comes (tiger tail seahorse), 620 nucleotides long. It is a transcript of the gene msrb1b, whose product is annotated as methionine sulfoxide reductase B1b. Gene Ontology annotation, biological process: protein repair. Lineage: Eukaryota; Metazoa; Chordata; Actinopteri; Syngnathiformes; Syngnathidae. The transcript has 4 exons. The record is from RefSeq and is a predicted model, not a curated record. Gene Ontology annotation, cellular component: nucleus. Gene Ontology annotation, molecular function: peptide-methionine (R)-S-oxide reductase activity.